AGAAGAUUGCGAGGUGAGUGAGACGCACAUUUCUUUUGGUUUUUUAACUCCACUCUUCACAGCACAUUUGCGUCUCUAUGCGUGGUAGUGUGUAUGUGUGUGUGUGUGUGUGUGUGUGUGGGUGCUGCGUAUGUUUACAAUUAUCGCUUCAUUGACGCUGCUGCUGCUCCUGUGCAACAAAUUUAUGCAACGUCAAGUCCAGCGAUGGGCCAGCGCUGCUGUAAAAACAGGGGAAAAUCGCUUCCAUGCCAGGCUGUCGCCCCUUUAAUGCCAUCGCUUUUUGGGACCUCAGGCAGGGGAACUAUGAGGGAUGAAGUGAAACGACCAGAUGAAUGUUGACACCAUGUCAAGCCAUGUGACUGAGCUGGGCCCCGCCAUUGCACAUGGGAACUCUCUUCUUCCUCCCUCUGAUUUGCCGUAGUUGCCCUAUUGUUGCGUUUUCACCAUGAGAGGCUCUGUCAGGUGCUCGACCUCUGUGCCCUCAUACUGGCACCGCUGUUGUGCCGCGUGAGCGCCCACCCUCCUCCGGCAGUUACCGCGAGGAAUGGCCUCUCUGGACCUGCCAUACCGCUGUCCUCGCUGCGGGGAGCACAAGCGCUUCCGAAGCCUGUCGUCCUUGCGUGCCCAUCUGGAGUACAACCACACGUACGAGACCCUCUACGUCCUCUCCAAGUCCAACAGUGUGUGUGACGCUGCUGCUUUGCUGCCCCUUGUGGCCGAGGGAGCCCUCCUCGCCCCCGCCAAUAACAACGACCCAUUUGAGCCGCUGCGGCCUUCAGCUUUAAAGGAGCGGCACUUUCCCUGCCGUGAGCUUCCUUGUGCCGACGACCUGAGUCUGACCCCAGCUAACUCCAACACUGCAGCCAGGUACAUUCCCAAUGUGGAGUUUCCCCUGGGGGAGAUUUUUAUGAAGAAAGCCAUGACAUCCACAGACCCUGGUCCCCAUGGAAACCCCAGCACGGCUGUAGCGGUGGCAGCUAAUGUAGCGGCCAGUGCUGUGGAGGCGGCGUAUGAGGAAGGCUUGGCCAGACUGAAGGCUCGAGCUUUUGAGCGGCUGGAGUUGGAUGAAAGGCUGGAGAAGCUGUCUGAAGAGGUGGAGCAGAAAAUAGCGGCCCGUGUAGGUCGUCUUCAGGCAGAGCUGGAGAGGAAGAGCUCCGAGCUGGAGCGAGCCAAGCUAGAGAGCGAGCGGCUGAGCCAGGAGAAACAGGACCUGGAAGACAAGGCCUCGGAGCUCUCCCGUCAGGUGGACGUCUCUGUGGAAAUGUUAGCCAACCUGAAACAGGACCUGGUGAACAAGGAGGAGGAGCUCACUCACAAACAACAAGAAGUCGCUCAGAUCGACCAGUUCCUCCAGGAGACGGCGGCACGAGAAGCCAACGCCAAGGUGCGACUGCAGCAGUUCAUUGAGGAGCUGCUGGACCGAGCGGACCGUGCAGAAAAACAGCUGCAGAUUAUCAGCAGCUGUGGCACCACACCCAACGGCAGCCUUGGCCGCUGCAGUCUCCAGGCCUCGAAGGGGAACGGAUGCCAGAGGAACUCCAGCCUCUCUGGGAGCACAAGAGGCAUGUACCAAGUGUCUGAGCGACGGUCUUCUCCCAGCACAGGAGCAUCCGGGCGGAUCAAGUCGGUCUCACAGGGUUCUGGAGGUUAUGACAGUGACAGUGUGGAGAUGCACCCCAUGGAGGAGUGUCCCGAGGCGCAGUACUAUCACAUGCAGUGCCGGCUGGGGGAAGGGGGAUACGAGCGCUCCCCUGGAUGUGGUGGUGGCGGAUCAAGAAACUGGGGUCUUCGUAAACAGGCCAUCCAGAACUGGCAGCGGCGACCGUACAGGAACAGCACUGAAGGCGAGGAAGGAGACGUGUCGGACGUGGGCUCCAGGACCACUGAGUCCGAGGUGGAGAUGUGGGAACAAGAGAGGAGAGCUGUGGCUGAAGUCCAGCAGUCUGCGGCUCCAUAUCCACAGCAUGGCAGGGCAGGCUAUCGCCCUAAUGCAGGAUACAACAAGCCAUGUCGCCAUGAAAAGAGUCCGUCUAAGUCCAAUGAGGUGAUCAGUCCAGAGGUCCUGAAGAUGCGAGCAGCUCUCUUCUGUAUCUUCACCUACCUGGACACUAAAACGCUGCUGAGAGCUGCUGAGGUCUGCAGGGACUGGAAGUUUGUGGCUCGUCACCCUGCUGUGUGGACCAGGGUGCUGCUGGAGAACGCACGCAUCUCGUCUAAGUUCCUGGGCAUAAUGUCUCAGUGGUGCACUCAGACACACUCGCUCAUCCUGCAAAACCUCAAACCAAGACAGCGAGGCAAGAAGGAAACAAAGGAGGACUACCUGAAAAGCACACGUGGCUGUCUGGAGGAAGGUCUGGAGGCGUUGUUAAAGGCCACAGGAAGUAACCUGCUGAUCCUGAAGAUUUCUCACUGCCCCAACCUGCUGACGGAUCGCUCACUCUGGCUGGCCAGCUGCUACUGCCGAGCUCUGCAGGCUGUAACCUACAGGAGUGCCACAGACCCAGUCGGACAGGAGGUGAUCUGGGCCCUCGGAGCAGGCUGUAGAGACAUCAUCUCCCUACAGGUGGCGCCACUACACCCAUGCCAACAGCCGGCUCGCUUCAGUAACCGAUGCCUGCAGACGAUUGGAAGAUGUUGGCCACACCUCCGUGCUCUGGGAGUGGGCGGGGCAGGAUGCGGCAUUCAGGGUCUGGCUUCUCUAGCAAGGAACUGCAUGCGGCUGCAGGUGCUGGAGUUGGAUCAUGUGAGUGAGAUCAACCAGGAGGUGGCAGCAGAGGUUUGCAGAGAGGGACUGAAGGGACUGGAGAUGCUGGUGCUAACCUCCACACCUGUCACCCCGAAAGCCCUGCUUCACUUCAACAGUGUUUGCCGCAACUUGAAGUCCAUCGUGGUUCAGAUUGGUAUAGAGGACUACUUUGAGGACCCCAACAGCCCUGAAGCCAGGAAACUAUUUGACGAGAUGGUCAACAAGCUGCAGGCUCUGAAGAAGAGACCCGGCUUCUCCAAAAUCCUCCAUGUGAAAGCAGACAGUCUCUGCUAACAUCUUUACUUGGAGAGAUGCCAUCUUGGCUCUAAUCAAUCAAAAAGACCCAGCUGUUUUUGAGCUACUCAAUGUGGGUGAAUACGUCUGCAGCACUGACAGAAACUACAGAUGAUCGCCAUGAAGAACCAGGACCGAGGCCCGGUGUGCAAACUCCUCAAGAACAAACUUCAAACAGAUAAUAUCAUUUAUAUCCCUGCAAAGGAUGGUCAAUAUCUCCUUCAUCUUGGCUGAGACUGAAAACCCAAUUAGGAGGUUUGUAUUUGGACUUUGUAUAGGCCUGUUUUUAACUUCAGGCUUAAAUAACUCGACAAAACUGUCAGAUUCCUCUCUCUCCGUCCCUCUUUGCUUUCACCUUUAAACGGAAAAUGUUGCUGCACAGAGCCAGAAUCCUCUGUUGAAACGCCUGCAGCCAGGUGACAGCGCUGUAUUUAACUGUCUGCAUCUUCAUUAUGCUUGACAUUUACUCCAGACUACCUUCAACACCAGUAGCUGGUGGGCGGGAGUGCAUUUUAAAACAUAUACAAUUUCCAACAGAAGUACAAGGUUAAGAGUCUCGAGGCAGGAGCUUUGUGUUUGCGCAAGUGCAUUCAGCCGAGGCUUGAAUAAACGUUUUUCAUCCUGCAUUGCCCUGCGCUAAUACAUGCUGGGGCGACUUUCAAUACUUACUGCUUCCACCUAGAACAGAAACAUGCUGCACAAGCUCCAGGUGGAGUAGAGGAAGGCAAGAACAGAGCUCCCUAAACACACAAACCUUGACAGUCUUCUUGCCACAGCAUGGCAGCAAUGCAAUUAGCCUCAUGUACCAUCCUCUGCUUCCCCAUGUCAACACAAACUCAGACUUUUCCACGGCUGUAGUAUCGCAAGAUUUGUUUGUCUCAAGAAACAGGAUGCAGUACCGGAUGUUUCUUAUUAAGAGGAAAGCUGGAGGGUGAUCCAUAAUGCAUUUCUACAUAACACUGGUGCCAUUUGUGUCUGUUCUCAUUCUGUUUUUCUUCAAUGUGCCAUUAAUGCUGGAGGAGGGACCAUGUUAGGCAGGUGUUUCAUCUUUUCAGAUUCUUUCAGAAGUAACUUAUUGGAGUUUUAUUUAAGCAACUUUUCCUGAACAAAAGGCAGUAUGAAACAUGGUCUCCAGGUGUAUACAGGUGUCAUGAUAUUCAUAUGCCAUGAGACUUUCAUAUUAUACCAAACUAAACAGUGCCAGUCCUUUUAAUAAUGCUCGUUAUAGCCAAGGGCCUCUCCAUCCAUGUUUAUACUUCUCAGCUGAGGUCCUCUGGCUCCCUCUGCUGGUGUAUAAAAGCAGUUGCAUACUCUCAUUAAAGAUAUGUCACAGAGCUCAAAGCGAAAAGAUCCGGCCUUCAGUCUUAGUAUUUGGCUGUAAAUUUGAUGCAAUGUAUGACUCCUGUUUGGUUUUCUAUGGUUUAGAAAUUCUCAAGAAGUAUGAGUAGCAAUACUUAAAGAGGUGAAGCUUCCUCUGUGCUGCAGAUAAGAGGGAGAUCCAAGAAUUUCACACAUAAAGAGCAGUUUGUAUUUCAUACUGAUGUGCUAUUAAGCCUGUGACAACAGUUGCUGAGUGUCUUCUGUGGCUUGGAAGGAAGUCUGUCAACUCUGAGAAAUUAAUCCUUUUCAUGCUUUACAUUUAAUUGGAGGUCGUCAGACAAAUUAACAGCACAGAAGCCGUCAUUACAAGCGGAAGGCAUGUUGUUCGAAUACUUUGGGGAAAUGUGUUUACAAGGCAUUCAGUGUCUAAAGGAUCAGUGCUUAAGGGAGUGAUAAGAUCCAGAAUUUUUUUGAGCUUUUUUUGGACCAGGGACCAAAAAUCUGGAUGGAUGCAUUUGCUGCAUUGUUUUUAUUAGAAUCAGUCUCUCACAAAUUCCCUGAACAUUAUGAAAGUGCAAUACUACAUCACAGGAGUACACUUGUAGAUGCCCAUGAAUCAUUUUGCACACCGUUUCCAAACAGGUUUAGAAAUUACCCAAAUGACCUACGUUUCCUUGCCAAAGGUUUACAGCAGGUUGCUUAACAAGGCGUUCACUUUACCUGGCUGCCCUUAUUCGUCGCAGGUGAACCAUCCCUGUCUCUACGCCCUAUUUCCUUAGAAUUUGAGAGCAAGGUGACAUUUCAAGGAGCAGUUGUUUGUAAUGCAGGCUUUAAAAACUCAGACAAGGAAAGCUGCUGAUUCUGCUCUGCUUCAUUUUCAAAACCGUUUCUGAGGACCUGUUUAGCUACAUAUUGUGGUGAUGAUGUCAAUAUGUGGGUGUUCAUUUCUUCAUGUUCUUCCAGUACUACAUACUAUUAUCAUUAUUAUUAUUACUCUUCUCCUACACUGGUACUGAUUGUCCACUCGGGUUAUAGGAAGGUAACAUGUAAAAGUUUGCAGACUGAAUAGAAAAAACACAAAGCACUUGUUGAUUUUAAGUUUUAGACAAUCCUGCCUUCGCUAUCAGCUUCUCUGUACAUAAUGUUUGUUAAAAAAAUCUGAGAAAAAAGAAGAAAAAGAACCAACAUUUGAUGUUAUAUAAUAUUAUAAGGUCAUAAUUCUGAGUGGAAACAGUGGAAGUUUACAGGUGUUCAUUCUGUAAGCAUUUUCUCUCCAAAGUUGAAUGAAAGAUGAACAUAGAGAACUAUAUUAUGUAUAACAGUAGUGUUGAAAUUGCAGUUGUGUAUUAGAUACUUUAUAUUAAAUGUGCAUCAGAGUCAUAUAGAGAUGGAAAUUAUUUAAGAAGAGGAUAAAGUUGAUAACUCAGCUAUUUAUUUCUAUAAAAAAGAGCGAUGUGUAUAAUGUUGGCAUGUUUGUGUUCAAGCAUCAAUCAUUAAGUUGCCUUCUUAACUGUUCUGCUACUGUGACGAGAAAAUUAUUCGAUGUUUAAAGAGCUUUGAUUGCCUGCAGGUUAAUACUCUCAUUAUUUUGAUCCCGUCUGUUGUUGCACUAGUGAGAAAAAAAAAGAUAUUUCAGAUGUUUAUUAUUAGAGUGUUGUUUUUAAUGUUCAGCUAUUUCUCAGUAUUUGACAAAAUAUGAUGCACUUUUUUUCCUGAACACUUUUACCGGCCCGUCUGUCAUCAUUUUUCUGUCAGCGGGGCGCCUGGCAGAGGUUUGUGUUGUAUGUAACCGACUGUUCGCUCAAAUGUUCAGUUUCAUGGAGAAGGAGAAUUUUGGCAACAACGAUUACAUGCCUCUUUUCUCCUUCAUCAUCUGUCACAUCUCAUCGGUCAGGAAGUUCGAGAAUGAUUCAGCUACAUUCAAGUGCUUUUUUAUGUUCAUUGCCAAUAUGACCUUAUGCUCCUAAUUGUAUUUGUUGCUGUUUAUGCUUUGCUUUAUGUUGUAGAUUCAUACCAACAGCACAUUUGCUUUAUUGUGAAAAUGGACCUGCUGAAGAUGCUGCAGAGGAUCUGACGCUGCGAUAAGAGGUGCCAAGUACACCAGAGUCAUUUCUGGCUUACAUCUCCAUUCUCUGCCUCUCCAGAUAUAAAGCAGAAUAAUUUCUACAUUAUUUAUUUACAUCCAGAAACUGAAGCACUUACAAACCAUGGUGCUUCCUAUUUCAUUUAUUCCAUUGUCUUAUGUUUUAAUUCGACCUUUCUCCUCCUUUGUUGCAGUUACAGCCUCGUAUCAUACUGUGCAUUGAAAACCGUGUUUGAGAGUCCAUGUACCUCUCUGUAGAUAUUUUAUGUCUGAAUGAUUGUACUCUGCCCAUCCAUCUGAAUAGUAUUUUACACAUUACCUCAACACUUAUCUGGGCAAUUAAGUGUGCAGUUUGUCUUUGAAUUUUUUUUCUUUUUUGACUGUCAUUGACCGGUGAACGCCAAUCGAUCCAUGAACUUCAUCCUUGUUGCUUUGACGACAAAAUGGAUUCUGUUGCUGAAUAAAACUUUCCCAAAAGAUGAUCAGCUUCUUACACUGACUGCAGUAGAUGGAAAUGUUUCCACUCCCAUUUUCACUCAUUUGAUGUCAUCAAUAAAAUGCUUUGAAUUGUA
Molecule: messenger RNA, 7015 nt
Organism: Notolabrus celidotus (New Zealand spotty)
Lineage: Eukaryota; Metazoa; Chordata; Actinopteri; Labriformes; Labridae
Gene: fbxo41
Product: F-box protein 41
Exons: 14
Coding region: 545-3040 (831 amino acids)
Molecular function (GO): protein binding
Source: RefSeq, a predicted model, not a curated record